Vidua chalybeata is the source of this 3508-nucleotide messenger RNA. It is a transcript of the gene PLEKHH3, whose product is annotated as pleckstrin homology, MyTH4 and FERM domain containing H3. The transcript is spliced from 13 exons. Gene Ontology annotation, cellular component: cytoskeleton. The record is from RefSeq and is a predicted model, not a curated record. Gene Ontology annotation, biological process: signal transduction. The coding region runs from base 641 to 2860 and encodes 739 amino acids. NCBI's taxonomy places the organism in Eukaryota, Metazoa, Chordata, Aves, Passeriformes, Viduidae.
UGCACCAAGCGCCGUGGGGCCGAAUGCCAGCCCGGACUCGGGGGACACGGGGGGUGGUGACUGCCUGGUCUCGCUUGCUGUGGCCUUUCUCCCCUGCCCACUGCGAGGGCUGCAGCACGGCCCUGGCUCUGUCGGUCCCUUAGCAGCAGGUCUCCUUUCACAGCAGUGCCAGCCCUGUGGGACGGUGGGAAGUGGGGACAGUGACAGAGCUGGAGCCGGGCCCUCUGGGGACUGGUGGCAGUGCCAAGGGCACAACUACGUAAGGAGCCGUCUUUGGGCUUCCCACAUCCCAUGGGCCACACUGGCUCCGGGCUGGCGUGGGCGACUGGUGACGCCAGCUCCCCCGAGAGCCCUUUGCUGUGGCCAGGGGGUCCUUGGAAACCCACAGUGUCAACCGCCCCUUCGGGGGAGCGUGGGAGCAGCUACCCUGGCCCUGUCGCCACAGCUCCUCUCCUGUUUAUUUAUAUCUCUGAGAAAGAGCCGGCUGCCACCGCUGCCUCCUCUGAACUGCCCGCGAGAAACGAGGCACUGCCUCCAUGCCUGCAGCCCUGAGGAGCGUGUGAGGCCCUCCCCAGUGGGACAGUGUCUGGAGGUGCUGGCCCUGUGCAUGGGUACCAGCACUGGGUGACAGGUGCCCUUAAUGCCACAGGGAUCCCUGGAGGUGAGCCUGAGCCAGCCCACCCACAGCAGCAGUGGCUCGGAACGGUCCCUGCUUGUUGCGGAGGAGAUGCGCAGCCUCAUCGUGGAGAAGGGCCCAGGGCCAGUGGAGGAUGACCCUGACGUUCUUGUGAAAGGCUGGCUGCAGCGGGAGAUGCGGGGCUGCAUGAAGACCCCCUGGAUCCGUCCUCGGAAGUACUGGUUCGUGCUGACGCCCGACUCCCUGGACUACUACAGCAGCAACGAGAAGGGGGCCAGGCGCCUGGGCUCCCUGGUGCUCACCAGCCUCUGCUCUGUGCUCUGGCCAGACAAGCAGCUCUACAAGGAGACGGGCUACUGGAGCGUGACAGUGUUUGGCAGGAAGCACUGCUACCGCCUGUACACGGAGCACCUCAACGAGGCUGUGCGCUGGGUGUGCGCCGUGCAGAAGGUCAUUGACAGCAAAGCCCCUGUCCAAACGCCCACCCAGCUGCUCAUGCGUGAUGUCGAGGAGCACAGAGACAGCCCCGAGGUUCUGGAGCAGAUCUAUCGCUGCAACCCCAUCCUGCGCUACACCAGCGGCCCCCUCUACGCUCCCCUGCUGCCCUUCCCCUAUGGCAGCCUGGACCAAAGCGCCCCUGGCCCCUGCAGCUACACCACGCUGCGCGACGAGGCUGUGAAGCUCUUCAACUCGCUGCAGCAGCUGGAGUCAGAGCGGGACCCAGUGCCGCUGAUGCAGGGUGUCCUGCAGACCUGCCUGGACCUGCCGCCGCUGGUGGAUGAGAUCUACUGCCAGCUGGUGAAGCAGACUACAGAGCCGCCGGCGCCGGGCGGGCAGGGCGACCUGCACUACUGGCAGCUCCUCACCUGCAUGAGCUGCACCUUCCUGCCCUCCCCGCCUGUCCUGCGCUUCCUGCACUUCCACCUGGACAGGACAGAGAAGCGUUUCCCUUCCUCGGAGAUGGCCAAGUACGCCUGUUUCAUCCGAGAGGCGUUGGGAAAGACCAAGGGGAGGGAGUGUGUGCCCUCUCUGGAGGAAAUCCUGGUGCUGAUGCAGCGGCAAGAGAUGAUCUGCACAGUGCACUGCCCUGGGGCGCCCGCCUGCAGUGUGGCCAUCAGUUCCCACACCACAGCCGAGGAGGUGGCCCAGGAACUUGUGUCACGCCUGGGGCUGUCCCAGAGCCCCAACCUCUUUGCGCUCUACGAACAGUCCCGGCGACGGGAGCAGCCAGUGGGCAGUGCCACACUGCUGGCUGAUGUCCUCACCAGGUUUGAAAACCUGGCUGGAGAGGACUGGGAGCAGGACCCACCGUGCCGGCUCUGCUUCAAGCACUAUGGCUUCCUGGACACAGACAACGUGCCACGGGACAGCCUGGAGUUUGCCCUCCUCUUUGAGCAGGCGCACGAGAUGGUGCUGCGGGGCUACGUGCCCACAUCAGAGGAGACGCUGCAGACACUGGCGGCCCUGCGCCUGCAGAGUCUCAACAGCGACUUCUCCACCCACGCGCCCUUCCCGCGCCUGGAGGAGCUCUUCCCACCCCACGUGCUGCACGCCCGCUUGCCGCCCCUGCCCCACCGGCCCCCCGCCAAGUGCCGGGGGGCCCGGCUGCGCGUGGGGCUGCUGGCCGGCGGGCUCUGGGGUCAAGCGCUGGCCAAGCAACGGGCGGAGCGGGACCAGCGCCUGCGGGGCCGUCUGCGUGAGGAGGGGGCCAGCACCAUGGCUGCCAUUGUGGAGAAGUGGAAGCUGCUGCAGGGCAUGGGCCGGCCCGAGGCCAUGGCCGCCUACGUGGCCUUGGUGCGGGAGUGGCCUGGCUUUGGCUCCACACUCUUCGAUGUCGACCUGCACGCGAGCCCAGUGGGCCCUGGGCCCCAGCGCCUGUGGCUGGGCAUCGGGGCCAAGGCGGUCUCACUCUACAAGCCGGGAGAGCGCGAGCCCUUGGACAGCUUCUGCUACGGCCGCAUCUCCUCCUUUGGCGCCUCUGACAGCAGCACCUUCCGCCUCUCCGUGGAGGAUCGAGACCUGCUCUUUGAGACCUCCCAGGUGGAUGAGAUUGCCCAGCUCCUCAACACGUACCUCGCCUCUGCGAGUGCCCAGCGGCUGCCCCGGCCCCAGGAGCCUCCCACCAGUCCCCCCACUUUGGAGCCCACUGUGCUGCCUGAGGGGCUCUGCCCUGCACCCGAGCCCUGGCACCAGCGGCCACCAGUGGGUUCCUCCCACAGCUAGCCCAGCAGCUGGUGUGGCCACGCAGGUGCUCCGAUGGCCGGCGUGGGACGGCAGCCAAGCCCGGCAGCAAGUGGCAGGUCUGUGCUGGCCCCCAGCUGCUCCAGAGAGCAGGGGGCCAGGGGGUCGUGCUCCCCCACUGCCAUUGCCUUUCUGGCUAUUCCCUUAAUUUAUUUUGAGACGCCUGUGCGCCCCACGUCUCCCAGCACUUUCCCUGGUGGGCAGCGGGGCCGCCCUGCUGCGGUCCCCCACACUGCCCCCAGGCCUGUCCCCAUCCCCUAUACCCUGGUGCCUUUGCCUCCAGCACUUGUGUUGCCUGGCCACUCUGCUCAUGCCCCGGGCAGAGCAGAGGGUACCUGGCAGUAGUGCUGUGCCAUCAUCUGUCUGUCCGUCCUCUGGACCCACCCCUUCUAGAAAGCUGCGGGCGGCUUUUGGCCAAGCUGCCCUGGGGACCCACGGGCUCCUCCUGCACGAGUGGCUGGGCUCUGCGGUGGCCCUGUGGCCAGGUUUAUGUCACAGGGGUGGCUGGUGAAGUGGCAGCUGGUACGGCUGGGGCUUGGCCCCUCAGUGUUGCCUCUGUAGAGUUUGUUGGUUCUGUCUUGGGAUGGGGGGGUUGGUUGGUUGUUUUUCUAAAUAAAUGCACAAAGGAAA